UAGCUGCUGAGACGGUCUGAAGGCGCAUAGCGGCGCCGCGCAGCGCAACAACUCAUCCAAGGAGAGAAAACACCUGUUACUGGCGGAGCAGGCGGAGAGGAAGAAAGAAAGGAAGAAAGAAAGACAACAGUGUGUGUGUGUGUGUUUCUCAGCCCUACACACUUGACCACACUUUGCUGCCACAUCCCAUUCUCCAGUGGGACAAUGUGGGUUCUGGAUAAGAUCCGUGGGUCGGUGGAGACUGGUAUACUGAGACAGGGAGAGAAUGGAGACAAGAAAGUCAUCGCCCCAGCCUACAGUAACGUCCUCACUCCGGACAAGAUCCCAGACUUUUUCAUUCCUCCCAAGCUCAUCAGCUGCCCCCCAGAGCCCGAGGUUCCCAAUGUGAAACCCAAGGAAGGGCUGCAGCCGUCCACUUCAGAGCACACCAUCAGCAGUGGGAAGAAAAGCAGCAGCCAGAAAAGUCCUCGUCUGAUGGCCAAGAUUGCAGGAGACACAAAGAACUUGUUGAGAGCAGCAAACCGCCACAUCAUACAGAUCGAGAGUGCUGAUGAUGUCGUGGCUGGAGACACCAACGCAGACCCCCAGUCACAGACGGCCAUGUCCCUGCCGUAUGUUCCCAAGACUCAGACGUCAUACGGAUUUGCGACCUUGAAAGAAAGCCCGCACACUCGCCGAAAAGAAUCUCUGUUCCACUGUGAACUGACCAGUCCCAUCACCUCCCCAAACCCGCAGAGGAAGACCCAGGGGAAAGGCGGCGACGCAGGAAACCACCUGAAUCCCGCCGACGUCAACACGUCUCACAUGAAUCCUUAUCGUUACUUCAGCGGUGGAGAAAGUGACACGUGCUCCUCAGCGGAGUCCUCACCCUUCAGCUCUCCUCUGCUCUCCCGCUCCGCGUCUCUGCUCAAGAUCUUCACCCAUGAGACACAAGCGAAAGUCGUGAAAGCCAAGCGGACGUUCGCUCGCCACAGCUCCCUCUCCACAGACGAGUGCAGCUCAGCCGAGCCCAGUCCCAACAUCCCGCGACGGCUCCACGUCCCUUCCUUUCACUAUGGUGCUGGCGCGUCCGACCACGGCCUCCACCAAGAGCACACCAUCAACCUGCACAAAGGUGGAGUGGUUAGGAUCAAUGCCAACUAUGACUCCAGCACUUCCCGCCUCCUGAUCCGCGUCCUGGCAACAGAGAGUCUAUACGACAAGCACUUUGACGUGAAGAGCAUCAACUGCUGUGUGUCCGUCUACCUGAACCCGGGCAAGCAGCAGAAGCAAAGGAGCAACAUCAUCAAGAACAGCCGCAACCCGGUCUUCAACGAGGACUUCUUCUUUGACUCGAUCAGCUCGGUUCAGGUGAAGAAACUGUCGGUGAAGUUCAAGGUGGUCAACAAAGGCACCAGCCUGAAGAGGGACACACUGCUGGGAGAGCGAGAGGUGCCAUUAACAAAGCUGAUCCCCGGGCUUUAGAUCCACAUGACCUGGAGGUCAAAGUAGCCAAAAACAAACGAUGUGGACUGGAACAUAAAUUAGAUGUUUGCACUGGUUUCUAUAGGUUCUUCUCUUUUCUUUUUUUAUAAUCGUAGCUUAAGGGCAUAAAGUGAGACAAAGUGAUCCAAUGAAGACAUAGAUUUCUAGAAAGAGAGUCUCAAGUGAGAGCACCAAGUUUAAGAAAACGCAACAGAUGAAGGAUUUCUCGUGGUUCCUUCAACUGAACACGUGUCCCCAACCAACACCAACGUCCUCAGUCAAGGCUGCUUCAAGCAUUGGACAGCACCUGUGCAUCAGCCUGUCUCGAUGUGCUUGUGUCUCACUCUUAUUAUUGAGUGUAUGCAUGUUUUUUUUUUUUUUUUUAUUAUUAUUGUAAUGUGAUACAAAUCCACAACAGCACAGGACGGGGAGUCUACAUUAGCCGUGCUGUUGUGUGUUCAGCACAAAGAUACCUUUGUGUGCCAGUGUGAGCUUUGAAGUGGCACUACAUCCUGAUGUGCAAAUGACCCUUUGAUCCCAGUUACCAUGGCCCACCUCAUGCAGGGGGAGGGAGGGAGGGCAAGGCCAAACAGAGCAGUCACGAUAAUCACAAUUACAUGCUCGUGAAAGAUAUAUAGAUCAUAAUACAAUUGAUAAUGCAAAGCCUAUGGUUGCCAUGGUUGGAUCUUUACAUGUGUGUGUGUGUGUGUGUGUGUGUGUGUGUAUUUGUGCGGAUCUUGAAGGUGGAGUGGUUUAGUCUAUUAAAGUUUGGUCUAAAAACAUAUAGAGAAGGAAAUCUAAAGCUUAUUUUGAUAAGAUUCUUUCCUGCCUGUCACAAAGACAUAUCAACAAAGUCUGAAGUUUACGUCUUAUAGUGGAGUAAUGCCACAACCUUUGAAAACAGUAACAAUUAGAGACAUGAUACAUGUAAUUAAACAUAGAUCUUAGUGAGAUUUUGUCAUUAGCAUGUGGGAAAAGUGACAUCGUAAAUAGCAUCAUGGUAAAAUUAUACGCACAAAAAGAUAAUAUUGUUUGGUUGAGGUAAUGUGGGUGUGUGAUAUUUCUGUUAUUCUAAAGUUAUAUCGACUUUUAUUGAGUCAAACGCUGCAUCUGGGAUGUUUGUCUGUAAAUUGCAGGUUCCCCAUUGAUUUUGUCUGACAUAUUGACGCUGUUUGUUUUCUCCUAACACAACUUUUGGUGAUAUUUUAAAAUGUCCUUCACUGUUUGGAUGGGUGUUCAUUUGUUUGCCGACUGCCUGCGUUGCUGUGUUAUCAUCACCAGCUGUCCAUUGGCAAAAUAGCAUGAAACCAACAGCAGGUGUUUUUUAUAUAUAUAUAU
Messenger RNA from Solea solea (common sole), 2802 nucleotides. RefSeq names its product C2 calcium-dependent domain-containing protein 4C. The transcript is spliced from 2 exons. Lineage: Eukaryota; Metazoa; Chordata; Actinopteri; Pleuronectiformes; Soleidae. The record is from RefSeq and is a predicted model, not a curated record. Bases 205 to 1464 code for a protein of 419 amino acids.